This is a messenger RNA of Camelina sativa (false flax), 1009 nucleotides long. RefSeq names its product MLP-like protein 328. The record is from RefSeq and is a predicted model, not a curated record. NCBI's taxonomy places the organism in Eukaryota, Viridiplantae, Streptophyta, Magnoliopsida, Brassicales, Brassicaceae. Gene Ontology annotation, biological process: defense response.
UAACUAAAAGACAGACAAGAUUUAAUCAAAACUCCACAGUUCAAAAUUAUUGAUCAAAGAUAAAUUUUUAAGUAGAAUAAUAUGUUGAUUUUAAUAAAUGUUUGUGAUUCUUGAAAAGUCGUACAUAUAUAUCUGGUUUCUUGUAAUGUUGUGACGAGUUUGUAUAUAUAAACGGAGGGUGAGGCUUUCGUUUUUGCAUCCACCCCGAGAUAGAAAACAAACAAUUGGCUUACACACUUUCAAGGACAAGUUUAGAAGCUUCAUCAUGGGGAAGUCAGGAACAUAUGUGACAGACGUUCUUCUGAAAGGGUCGGCGGAGAAACACUACAAAAGGUGGAAAAGCGAAAACCACCUCUUCCCCGACGCCAUUGGCCAUCACAUCCAAGGUGUCACUGUUCACGAAGGCGACUGGAACACCCACGGGGCCAUCAAGUCCUGGAACUACACAUGCGAUGGGAAUCAAGAGGUGUUCAAGGAGAAGAGAGAGUUUGACGACAAGAAGAUGACGGUGACAUUUAGAGGGCUGGAUGGUCACGUGAUGGAGCAGCUUAAGGUGUAUGACGUCAUCUUCCAGUUCGUCCCAAAGUCUGAAGAAGGUUGCGUCUGCAAAGUCACUAUGAUAUGGGAGAAGCGCAACGAAGACUCUCAAGAGCCCAUCAAGUACAUGAAGUUCGCCACGAGCUUGGCUGCUGACAUGGAUGACCACAUCCUCAAGGACCAGAGAAAAGCGUAAUCGUUAGGAGUGACAAUCUUUAACUAAGAAAAAUAAAGAAACGUCUUCUAUAUGUAAAUAUGUAUGUGUCUUUUGUGUUUGUCUCGUACAUGAUCAUCCGCCCUGUGUACAUUUUAUGCUGAGAAUAAUGGCGGUCUUUGUAAGCUUAUAUGUCUUUGGUGUUGUUAUGGUGUAUUUGGUUGGUGUUCGUAUUAUGAUAUUUGUGUGUCGUCGGCCAGUAUUAUACUAUUAUGUAAGGUAUGCAAAGAGCGCAUAAUGUUAAUUAGGAUUGUAUAA